AUGAUCUACGCGAAGGAUCUACCAUGUUAUCUAUGGGCCGAGGCUGUAUCACAUGCAGCCUACAUCAAAAAUCGAGCGCCCACCAGUGCGCUCGACCAUGCCACCCCUGAAGAGAAGUGGAACCAAUCAAAGCUGAAUAUAUCUCAUUUACGAGAAUUCGGCAGCGUCAUUUGGGUUCUCACAGAGGACAUCGCGCUCUCGAAGCUUGCACCAAGAGCCAAUAAAUACAUAUUUGUUGGCUAUGUAGACGGGCCGAAUGCCAUCAAAUAUUACGAUGCUAAAACGCAUCAAAUAAAAAUGACGCGAAAUUACCACUUCACUAACCGGGAUCCAUCUCCAAAUAACGCGACAUUACAACCGCGUGAGGGAGAAGGACCCGAUGCCCUGCAAUCGAGGACUGCAGAUGUGCAGCGCAAGGGGGAGUCUUCAGAUUCCAGGGGAGACGCGCUACAGUCCUCCGUCAAUAACCCGCUAAAGCGCAGAUGCGAAGAAGACGAGGAUAGAGACGCACCCAAUGAGAACGAGCCCAGGCGUAGCAAGCGUGUAACUGUCAGACCAGAUUAUCGGUUGCUAAAUGAUCCCAACACUGACGCCGAAGAUAAUGCGGACGCAGAUGCUGAGGAUAAUGAUAGCGCAUCAAUCGCCGAUCUCAUAUACGUAGCGAUGAGCGAAGAAAACAUGGAGGCCAAUGAGCCUAAAUCGCUCAAUAAUGCGAAAAACUCAUCUGAAUGGCCGAAGUGGGAGACGGCUGUUCAAGCGGAACUCGAGCAACUAGACAACAUGGGCACUUGGGAGUUAGUAGACUUACCCCAAGGAAGAACUCCGGUAGGCAACAAAUGGGUCCUAGUAAAGAAAACAAAUAGAGAGGGAGAGGUAAUUAAAUUCAAAGCACGUUUGGUCGCUAAAGGCUACUCACAGAUUCUGGGAAUGGACUACACGGAAACAUAUUCCCCAGUUGUCCGUCUCGAGACAAUCCGCGCAAUUCUCGGGCUAGCCGCAAUUCUCGAUUGGGAUAUCCAACAGAUGGACGUCAAGGGCGCGUACCUGAAUGGUAUCCUGAAAGAGGAAAUUUAUAUGCGCCAGCUGGAGGGAUUUAGCGACGGAACACACCGAGUAUGCCGCAUGCGAAAGACCCUCUAUGGACUCAAACAAGCUGGACGCGAAUGGAAUAUAAUACUGUACCGCAAAUUACUCGACACGGGAUUCAGACGACUAUUCGCGGACUCAUGUGCGUACAUCAGGACAAGAAAUGGAAAAACAGAGAUCGUCACUGUAUGGGUGGACGAUUUAUUACUGUUCACAAAUGAUCACAACCUCAUGGACCGCCUGAAAAAGGAACUCCAAAGUAUGUUUGAAGUUACCGAUCUAGGCGAGCCCAAGAAGAUCGUAGGGAUAGAAAUUGAGCGAAACCGAGAAAAGAAAACAAUAAAGGUAUCGCAAAACAAAUAUAUUGACUCUAUUCUACGAAGACACGGACUCGAGAACGCGAACUCGGUAGGGAUGCCUCUCAAUCUGAACGUCACCCUCGAGAAGGACGAGGAUGACGCAAAUGAGGUGCCAAACCGAGACAGCGGAUACGCUUCAUUGAUCGGAUCUCUGAUGUAUGCCGCAGUAGCCACGCGACCGGAUAUCGCGUAUGCUAUCCAAAGAUUGAGCUCGUUCAUGGCUAGGCCAAACCUGACCCACUGGACAGCCGCCAAAUGCAUGCUCCGCUACUUAGCAGGCACACGUGAAGUCGGAAUAAUAUACGGUCCGGCGGAUAAUGAAGGGCACGAUGCAGAUGUGCUCAUCGGGUACACAGAUGCGGAUUUUGCGAAUAAUGUUUGCGAGCGUAAAUCUAUUUCAGAAUACGUUUACAAAAUAGGAAGAAGCACGAUAACGUGA
This is a messenger RNA of Sparassis crispa, 1884 nucleotides long. RefSeq lists its product as hypothetical. Lineage: Eukaryota; Fungi; Basidiomycota; Agaricomycetes; Polyporales; Sparassidaceae. The coding region runs from base 1 to 1884 and encodes 627 amino acids. The record is from RefSeq and is a predicted model, not a curated record. The transcript has a single exon.